This is a messenger RNA of Gigantopelta aegis, 4401 nucleotides long. RefSeq names its product filaggrin-2-like. The record is from RefSeq and is a predicted model, not a curated record. The transcript is spliced from 11 exons. Gene Ontology annotation, molecular function: NAD+ poly-ADP-ribosyltransferase activity. Lineage: Eukaryota; Metazoa; Mollusca; Gastropoda; Neomphalida; Peltospiridae. Bases 82 to 3753 code for a protein of 1223 amino acids.
UCUUAUUUUCUGAAGAUGCUGCCAAAAACAGCAACAUAAAAGAGACAGGAGCGGAACUGCAUCUUAGAAAUUGGUUAAGAUAUGCAUCGGACCGAAAUGGGGGCCGCAGAAGGAAGUGCUGCACGGAAAACUAAUGAUAAGAAAACUGCAGUAAUAGUAGAGUCAAUGACUCACACUUUCAAACCUGCUCGUGGAGCUAAAAUCGGGCAAAAUGACAAAUUCGAGGAGAAGAUGAAGCAGCAGAAGAGAGAUGAAAUGAGAAAGAAAGCAGAAGACGUUAAAAGGAGAUUAGUGGAAGAAGAACGUAAAGAGAAGAAAGAAAAAGAUAGAUUGAAGCAAGAGAGAAGGGAAAAAAUGAUCAGAGAGAAGAGGAAAGUCUGGGAGGAACAGUUUAGCAAGAAGUCUCAGGAUGGCAAGAAGACUGCACAAGACAAAACAACGAAACAUGGAAAAGUCUCUUCUUCUGCCGACAGGAAAAGAACACACAGUAUCAGCGAGGAUGAAGCAGAUGAAGAUGUUGUAUCUGUCAAGCCGAAACCAAACCUAGAGAUACCGAACAAGCCCAAGAUUAAGAAAUUUAAUCGUCCAAUGCCGCCACACGUAACUUUUGCAGACAUUUUGAAAAUGGCAGAGCAGAUGCAGCACGAACCUGUGGAUGUUUUUAAAAAACCAAUUCAGAAAAAAAAGAAACCUGAACAACGGCCGAUGUCUCAGUUUGAAAAGGACAGGUUGGAAAGGAUAAAUAGCAAAGAAUACAAGCAUUGGGUUAAGCAUGGCAUAGGCAACCCGCCGUCUGCGGUAAAGCGUCGGUCAUCAGACGAGGACAGUUCAGAUGAUGAGAGGAAGAUGGCUAAGAAAGAUAGUGCCUCACUUUCUGCAUCCAAUUCCAGACUGUCUAUUAAUUCUGUUAGAGACCGUUCACCUGCCAUUUCAAAACCAGAACACAAAUUGGGAAUUCCGAAAAAGGAACAUUCUUCGAUGAUUUCUCAGAAAAGGCCCGUACCAGGACAUGAAAAGACAGGUCUGUCUAAACAAUCGGAGAAAACAAGUCAUAGUUCUGACAGACAUAAGGGUGGGUUUACGGUUCCGAAAAUAUCUGAUUCUAGUGGUCAGAAAAAAGUGUCACAUUCUUCAUCAUCAAACCAAGUGAGCAAAUCAUCUUCUAAUUCUGACAGUGUCUCAAAGAAAGUAGCAUCUCAUUCAAAGGAAAAUCAUUUAUCUGUGCAUGGUAAUUCAGCAGGCCAUGGUCACUCUUCUGUUAAUUCGGCAAAAUCAUCUUCAGACCAUAGACACUCUGGUACUAAUCAUGUAACAUCCACUUCAAAACACGGACAAUCUGCUAGUAAUCAUGCAAAAACCUUAUCAAGCCAUAGCCAGUCUUCGUCUAGUAGUGUAAAACCAUCUGGCCAUCCAAAAAUGCAAAGCCAGAAAUUCUCCAAUACCAAACAUGAAGUGUCUUCGGAUAAGAAAUCAUCAUCAAAGUCAUGUUUAAAUGCUGUACACAAAUAUUCUGAAAACAAGAUGGCAACGAAGUCCUUUUCAGUAUCUAAUCAGCACAAAGUAUCCAGUAGCAGAGUAGUGGAAAAUAAUCAUGGCAAACCAGUCGUUAAAACUGCUGAAAGAAAUCACAAUCACAAACAAGCUGAUGUCGGCAAUCUGGCCUCGAGGGACAAACAUUCACAAAGCAGCCAUAAUGUAAGAAUGAGCGAGAAGGAAGUUAAUAGGUUAAAGGGCAAAGGUCAAGAAUUCAAAAACAGUGAAACCAAUAAUAAGGUACACAGGGACAAAGGUAAUGUGCAUGAUUCCAAGCAUAAAAGUUUGUCUUCUGGUGACAGGAGAGAUUUGGAGAGGUCAAAGGGCAAAGGUAACUCCAGCCAUAGAAACAACUACAAUUUGAUGCAUGAGAAGGUGUUGAUUUGUGGACCUUCGUCACCGGAGGAAGAGAUGCCUAAGAAAGCUGCAGCGCCUCCGGCUAGUAACCCGUGUGAUAGAAUAUAUGGAGAGAUCAAGAAGAAAACUCCCAAACCAGGCCACGCUGACAAGACAAGUGAGGGAGAUGUGGUCAAUGCAUUCAAGGCCGGGUCUGGUGGAUCGGCAAAUCUAAAUGUGUCAGAUUCCUUGGAUUUGGACUCCGAAGAUCUCGACUUUCUUAAUGAUUCAUCCGAUGUGGUGUUGCCGGAGAAUGAGAAUGACACAGAAUCUUCAACGGUUUGUACUGUUGGUGGCGACACACAUUCAGAAUUCUCAACGGUUUAUACUGUUGGUGGCGACAGGCAUUCAGAAUCCUCAACGGUUUAUAAAGUUGGUGGCAACACACAUUCAGAAUCUUCAGCAGGUUAUACAGUUGGUGGCGACACGCAUUCAGAAUCCUCAACGGUUUAUAAAGAUGGUGGUGACACACAUUCAGAAUCCUCAACUGUUUAUAAAGGUGGUGUCACACAUUCCGAAUCUUCAAAUGUUUAUUCAUUUGGUAGUACUGGUAACAUACAUUUGGACAGUUUAGAUAAAACCGGUCUAAACAGUACAGUACAAGCAAACAGUACUUUGUUAACUUUCAGUCCAUUGACAGUGAAAUAUGACACAGAUUUGGGUUUUCAGACAGAAAAGGAGACCGAUGUUGCAGAGCAGGUGACUCAAGUGCUGAGUAUAUUCCCUGAUGCAGACAGAACAUGGGUUACCAACUGCCUGAGGAUUGAAAAGUUAUCUCACCCUGACAGUUUCGUCGAUUGUGUGUGCGAAAUUCUCAUCGACAGUCGCCAUAAGAACAGAGAAAUCAAUGGGAAAAAGAAGAAUGGGAAAAAGAGAUUACCUUCAAAGAAUUCUCCGAAAAAGAAAGUACACAGUGUGAUUGAGAAAGUGAAAAACUCACAGAAAUACGUGGAUCUGUUAUCAGAACAAGCAGAGGAAGCGAAACGCCGGAUACGACUGUUUGGUGACUCUAGUGGAUCACCUGAAAACACAGGUGCUAAACAAGCAAGAUUAGAGACUGAUAUGCAAGUCGAUUCGCCUUUUACCCCAGAAAGACAGCCUCCAAACGAGAUGACCAGUGAUGUGUCUACAACACCACCAGGCAAGCCUGAUUGCAUCGAAACAUUUGAUGAAGUUUCCAGUCAGUUUCAGUGCAAUUAUUGCGGAGCUUACAAAGAGUGCAAGGAACUAGCCCAGUGCUGUGAUGGACAUGCCGUGUGUCAAAAAUGUAUUGAACCAGAGGUCAAGGCCAUGUUUGCCAGUGAUAGCCAGGUUCAUAUCAAUUGCCCCAUUAAUCUGUGCGAGAGUGAGAUUCCUAUUGGUGAAGCAAAGAAGAUUCUCCCGUCCAUUGUGAUAGACUUGUUCCAGGAUAAAAUGGAUAAAUAUUGCCUAGAAAGUAUCAACAACAUGCCAAACAUGUUCAAGUGUCCAGAUUGUGGAGUGCCUGUUGAGAUGGCUCCUGGGAUUAAAGAAUUCCAGUGUCAAAAUGAAGAUUGCAUGAUGACAUGUUGCCGCUACUGCAAAAAGCCAUGUAAUGAUCGAGACCACUCCAGCUGCAGCCCGGUGCUUUCAGCAGCAGACGACUUCGCUAGUAUGGAACAGUUGCCACAACACUGGGACCCAAUGCCAGAUAAGGACACGGAUUUCAUCAGUGUAAAGUUACAACCGAGAUCAGAAGAAUACAAAACCGUGAUAGAUAGCUUCCGUCACACGAUGCGAGGCAGACUGGUGAAGUCGAUCAGACGAAUACAGAACCCGCGACUGUGGCAAAAAUAUUUACUGUAAGUCUGAGAAAAUGCAGAUCAUUCUUCAUUACAUGACAUCAUUCAUGACUGUUUUCAGUACGUCAUUACACAGCUGCAGUCAGGGAAAAUCCAACACAAAUUACAUUUAUUUAAUAUUCUAGGGUCGUUUUCUCUUGUAGACAAAAAACUAUUUCAAUGCAGGAUUUUCAAGAAAUGUGUUUUAAAAAUUGAAAUAGCCUUCUUAAUAAAAACAUGUACUAGUAUCUCAUAUUUAACUACAACUAAGCAAAAUAUAUUUUGUCUGGUAUUAACUUUGCUUGUUAUAAAGUUAACUUUUAAGAUAACAUUGCAUGUUAGUGUUACUAAACAAACAACAUAUUUUGUCUGGUUCAGUGCAGGUGUUGUAGUGUUACUAAACAAACAACAUAUUUUGUCUGGUGCAGUGCAUGUGUUGUAGUGUUACUAAGCAAACAACAUAUUUUGUCUGGUGCAGUGCAUGUGUUACUAAACAAACAACAUAUUUUGUCUGGUGCCGUGCAUGUGUUGUAGUGUUACUAAACAAACAACAUAUUUUGUCUGGUGCAGUGCAUGUGUUACUAAACAAACAACAUAUUUUGUCUGGUGCCGUGCAUGUGUUGUAGUGUUACUAAACAAACAACAUAUUUUGUCUGGUGCAGUGCAUGUGUUG